Rangifer tarandus platyrhynchus (Svalbard reindeer) is the source of this 228-nucleotide messenger RNA. Lineage: Eukaryota; Metazoa; Chordata; Mammalia; Artiodactyla; Cervidae. The record is from the annotation of a GenBank genome assembly.
AUGGCUGAAAGGCCCCUCACCACUUCCCUCUCUAAUCUGGAUUCACGAAGGCCCGCUGUGGACACCAGGCUAGUUUCUCCUCACCGGGUCACGCCGCUGGUGCGUGGUCACCUAAGAGUGGCCACUCCUCGGCGGGAGGUUCUUGGCAGGAUGCCCGGGCCAGACCGGCUGAGCUUGGCCGGAGCCCGCAGGACCCUGCCAGGGGGCAGUCAAUCUGCUCAGCGAUGA